Capsella rubella is the source of this 951-nucleotide messenger RNA. RefSeq names its product succinate dehydrogenase subunit 5, mitochondrial. Bases 41 to 760 code for a protein of 239 amino acids. The transcript has 4 exons. The record is from RefSeq and is a predicted model, not a curated record. NCBI's taxonomy places the organism in Eukaryota, Viridiplantae, Streptophyta, Magnoliopsida, Brassicales, Brassicaceae. Gene Ontology annotation, cellular component: respiratory chain complex II (succinate dehydrogenase). Gene Ontology annotation, biological process: tricarboxylic acid cycle.
GAGAAAAAACGAAAAACACCAACUUCCGAUUACAUCUACGAUGGUGCUUCUGAGAUCCCUUUACCGAGCCGCUACGGCGGCCUCCGUCGCUACUCUCCGAUCUUCGAGAUCGGCCACCACUAACCAUCUGUUGCGCAAUCGUUUCCUCGCCACGAGAGGAUUCUUCGCUGUUUCUUCUUCUUCUCCUUCCAAUCGAACUCCUUUUGAUUUGCGGUAUCCUCGUGCAAUGGAUAUUGGACAAGUGCGAAAUUUUAGCGAAGAUGUAUCUCACAUGCCUAAAAUGGAAGACUCUGAUGUUCUGAAUGCAUUCAAAGACUUGAUGGCUGCAGAUUGGGCACAGCUUCCUUCUUCUGUUGUUGGGGAUGCCAAAAACGCGAUAUCGAAAAACACUGAUGACAAGGCAGGGCAAGAGGCUUUGAAAAACGUGUUCCGAGCAGCGGAAGCUGUGGAGGAAUUCGGUGGGAUUCUCACUUCUUUGAAGAUGGAAAUCGAUGAUAGCAUUGGAAUGAGUGGCGAGGGUGUGAAGGCCUUACCAAGUGAUAUUACCGAAGCGUUGCGUACUGCUUAUCAGAGAUAUGCUGACUAUCUAGAUUCCUUUGAACCUGAAGAAGUUUACUUGAAGAAGAAAGUUGAGAUGGAGUUGGGGACAAAGAUGAUCCACUUGAAGAUGAGAUGUAGCGGGCUUGGUUCAGAAUGGGGAAAGGUCACCGUUCUUGGAACUUCAGGACUCUCAGGAUCUUACGUGGAGCAAAGGGCAUAAAACUGAAAGACAAGAUCUUAAAUACGAGCAAAACUUGUUAUGUUGUUAUUGCGUUAUUGUGUCUUAGCACAUAAUAAAGGUCAAUCUGACCAAAAGACAUAUAAGGUGAGUUUGUUCAUUGUUUCCUCCAAACGAAGCUUUCAAAUUUAGAGCUUAACAUCAAUCGAAAAAUAAACUCACAGCUCCAACGA